Messenger RNA from Armigeres subalbatus, 1939 nucleotides. RefSeq lists its product as uncharacterized. The record is from RefSeq and is a predicted model, not a curated record. The transcript is spliced from 3 exons. Bases 84 to 1451 code for a protein of 455 amino acids. NCBI's taxonomy places the organism in Eukaryota, Metazoa, Arthropoda, Insecta, Diptera, Culicidae.
GAGGAUCAUCUCUCGUCCACUCAGUCUUAGUGAUCAUUCCGAAUAAGAUAGACGUAAAACGCGUCGUCGACGAUCGUUCAGUGAUGUUCAAAGCACGCUUGCUAAUCGCACUAUUGUUGUUCAAUUGCCUUCUUAUCAGUACGGUGCGAUGUGACGAGGACAAAUCAUCCUCGACGGAAGAAUCCGGGUCGGAAAAUGUGGAUAAGAACAACCAACAGGCCGGAGAACAGCUCAUCUCGGCCCAGUUAUUCGCCGUGAUCGAUUUAUACAAACAGGAAGAUCCGGUUGGUUUACCAGGGGCAACCGUCCCCGACCCCAUGCCGAUUCCAGAGAUCAAACAGUCCUUCUCGAUAGCCAAGAUGCACAUGAAGAAUGUGCUGGCGUACGGUUUGUCCAAAUUCCGCAUCAAAAUGUUCAAAACCGAACUGAACACGAUGAAGGUUCAAACCGGAGUCCAGAUCGAUGAGAUGCUCGUCAAGGGCAAUUACACGAUGAGUACGUUUUUCAAUCGAGCUGAAGGUCCUUUCACAGUGGUGUUAAAAAACGUUAUGACCAAAGGGAACGUUUCCUUAGCCGUUGAUCGUGACGGUAAAGUGCGCACCCAGGACAUAAGUCUUGACAUCGCUUUCGAUGACAUGUCGAUGGAUUUCCAGAAUUUGGGCUUCAUGGGUAGCAUUUUCCAGAGCGUUGUCAACUCGGCCUCCAAUUUGGUAUUCGACACAAUCAAACCGUUCAUGCUAAGCGAAGCUUACUCAAAAAUUCGCGCAGAAAUCGACACCCGCGUGGAGAACAUGACUACCGAGUACAGCAUUGUGUUCCCGAAUUCGAUAUCCCCUCUGGACAUGGCCAUCGGUGAGGCUCGCAUGCUUGUGCGCAAUAAGAAAUUCGAUCCCUACCUCAUCCCAGACUACAACACCACUGCCGGGAUAUUCGGAAUGCACACUUCGCACACCUGGAUCCGAGGUGUUUCCAGUUUCUACCGCUACGGAGACAUUGGAAUUCUAAUGCAGAACAAUACGGUCGCGUUGACGAUGCAGGUCGGUACGCAACGCAUCAUGGGUUCCACACAGUGGGAAGUGUCUGUCGGGCGAGGAAUGGUAUCUCGGGCUGGGCAGGCCCAGUUCACGGUGGAACACAUCAAGGUAUCGUUCGAGGUACAACAGCCACUGGACCUGCGCAAAAAACCCAAACUGAACGACAUUCAGCUGGAGCUUGGCAACAUUCAAGUGCGUUGUGAUGGGGCCGGAACGCUGGACUACGUGGUCGAAGCGGUGGUCAAUAUUUUGCCGAAUCUUUUGCGCUACCAGAUCAUGGACGCCAUCGAGAAUCCGCUGAAGACGCGAAUUCAGGAAAAGCUUGACUGCAUCAAUGUGGAGCAGAUGCUCAAAAAGCACGUGGUUGAAUAUGAGAAGCGUGGUUUUGACAUGGAGGUAGAUUUCAAACUUUGCUAAAUGCAGCGGAGUUUGUUUUGCUUUCAUUAUAUGUGUAAGGAAAUUUUUAGAAGUUUACCUAAUCAAUGAGAUGAUUUUGAUCAUUUAGUAAUGUGGGUUCGAUGACUUAGUAGUUUGUCAAAAUAAAACUAAGACAGGACUUUGCGCGCCAUGUGUUUCCUACAUUUCUGCCCAACAGCUCGUUGGUUGAAUUACAAGGAAAAAGCACUAACUGCAGCUUAUACUAAACUUUUGAAGUAUUAUUGUCAUAUUUGGUAUAAUAUGUCACUGCUUUAAUACCGUAACUAAUGGAAUUUAAAAAACGUACUGUUAGGCAAAGUUGUACAAAAAACAUCGCGCUAAAAGUCCACCACAACAGAUUUUGGUAUUCGAAUUAAUGAACAAAAUUAUUACUUGAAUCGAAUUUCAUUAAUUGCAAACGUUAAGAAAAAAAUGAUUUUAUUAGUAUUUAGUAAAAUUAAUUUAAUAAAUCAUGAGUUGAACAAAAA